Durusdinium trenchii is the source of this 1942-nucleotide messenger RNA. Lineage: Eukaryota; Dinophyceae; Suessiales; Symbiodiniaceae. The record is from the annotation of a GenBank genome assembly.
AGCGGCAACCUUGCAGAUCCGCCAAUGGUGGUCGCAGGAGUUUGCCUGUCGCCGUCAUGUUCAGAAAACUUUGGUCCAAAGAUGGUGAAGCUUUUACUUCACACGAAGAGGCUGCAGUGAUCAGGUUGGCUUCGGCUCACAGUCGCCUGGUUGUGGAGGGUGGCCGUGUCAACACAAAGAGUGAGGCUGGGUUCAAUUCAUGCGCUUUAUUUUUGGAAUGCCUUGACGCAACCGAGAGAGCGAUGCACCUUGAUGCGGCGCCAAGAAAGUACCGGGCUUCUUUCACCAUCAACUAUCGAGCUCUUUUUCCAGACGAAGCUCGCAACUAUCGAGUAGAUGUUCUUGAAGCAAGUGUUGAGCAGUAUGCGGUUAUUUGGGUCAACGGGGAUAAGUUCGAGUUCAGCGCAGAAGCAAUGCGCCGUGCAGAGGCACUGCAGAGAUGCUGGGCUGACUUGGCUGUGCUACUUGAACGCUGGAACUCAGAGGCAAGAGCACACCGACCAGCAAGAUCAGAACUGCGCUCUGCACUUGUUGCAUUAGAUUCUGCAUGGGCCAGCUUUGAGCACAAGUACAUUAUGGAAUUGAUCGAAAUCGAAGAAAAGGCUAGAAGGCUUGUUGUGCAGGCCAUCGAGCGUGAAAGACAAUUGCACUUGAUAGAGGCGCGCAAUGUUCAACCUUUAUGUCAGCAAGUCGAGUACAAGGAGGAACUCCGGAGCUUUGUGGCCUGCAUCGCCCAUCUCAACUCUGUAGCAAAUGUUCGACGCAAGGGCAGAGAUGACUUGAGCAUGGAGGUAUUGCUGGAAGCAAUGCAAACGUUGUCGCGCUGCGAUGAUCAAGAGAAAGGUGGUGAGAAUUCGGAGAAGCUUGCAGCUGCGAGGAUCCUUGCCAAAGACGUCCUCGACUCUUUCACGGCUAUGCGAGAGUACCUUCGAGAGGUUGGACGUUGCCUGGAGCGAGUAGAUCCACAUUUAUGCAACAAUGUUGGCCUUGUUGCACGGUUAGUUGACUGGGAAGAGAGUUGGGAGGUUGGAACCCGCUAUGUGCAACAGGAGAAAAUGCUAACCGCUGUCUGUGAUUUAGUUGCGGAGAUUCGGGCGGCUCAACGGAUAGCCCCAGCUUUGGCGCAAAUGUGUGAAGAGUGUGAUGUGGAAAUGUUCAUGGUGAUGCCUAGGCUUGCAUGGCUCAGGUUUUUGGACAGGCCAGAGCAGCUUCAGGGCCUUUUCAAAAGUCUCUUGCCGCACCGGUUUGACAUCAACCCCGAGACUGAGAAGCCCGUGGAUGCUGAACUUGAGGGCUUGAUGUGCAAGUUUGACGAAGCAAAGAACCUUUUGGUGGCCACGAUGAACAAAAAGCAAAGUGGCCAGCUCGAGAAAGAUCUGGAGGAUGCAACAUGGACACUGCUUGUGAAGCGGGUUGUGAACGGAGCGAACGGGGAGGACACAUACAAGUGGAUCGCUCCGAGCCUGCGAGAGCCUGCUGAGAAAGCUGUCGAGGACUUGAUGCGCGACCUGGAAGCAUGGAGCAUGGAACUGGCCAGGCAUUGUCCAGAGGACUGGAAUCAAUGCUGCGGUAUUUUGGUGCAAUGCCUCUCUGGCUCGGAAAAGGAAGCGAACAAAGCUCCGUUUCGAGUGUGAUUUGCCCGUGCGCAAACGCUCAUACUGAGCAGAACACUUCAAGGUGAAAUUACGAACAAUCGCAGAACCAGUGUCAAAAUAGAAUCCAUCAUCCAGUGAAUCCAGUGGUGUUGGUUGCAUGAUAUGACGGACUAAGUUUUUCACAAUCUCUGAAGGGCUCUCAGCCAUCAUAAGCUGUGUGCAGCCUUUCCAUGUGCCAUGAGCGAAGCUCUACCCACAUUUUGUUCAAGUCGCUGCACAAGAUCGUCUUUUUCCCAAAGGGAAAUUGACUCUUGAAUGUUUUAGGACUCAACCUGCGCGCAUAAUGC